This is a messenger RNA of Exophiala xenobiotica, 2451 nucleotides long. RefSeq lists its product as uncharacterized. The transcript is spliced from 2 exons. The coding region runs from base 1 to 2451 and encodes 816 amino acids. The record is from RefSeq and is a predicted model, not a curated record. Lineage: Eukaryota; Fungi; Ascomycota; Eurotiomycetes; Chaetothyriales; Herpotrichiellaceae.
AUGAAACCCACCUCGUCGGACCAGCCGGACGAUGACCAGCUGAUGCUGGACGCCAAAGGCCAAAUCUCACGCCAUCCGCUUCAGUAUCCUCCAUAUCGUGAGCCGUCUUUCGAGGUGGCUGUGGAAAUUGGGAUCAAUAUUGCACGAGUCAUCGUCGAUCUCUUGAAGAAGUGCCCCCAAACACUUCCAGAACAGCUACUUCGGGACGCAAUCGACCUGGCAAGCUUUCGUAGUCGGACGGAGAAGCUUGUCGGGUUUGUCGGCGAUUCGGGCGCUGGAAAAUCCACCUCCCUCAACUCUAUCAUGGAUCAGCCGGGUCUUGCGAAGACGGAAGCGAACGGCACUGCUGUGACACCUUUCGCCGCUGCGUAUGCCUUUCAGCAGAUCGAACAGCAAGCUCCAUUCACUCUUGAAUGUAGCUUCAUGAACUCCGCAGAGCUCGGUAAAUACAUUGCAGAUCUACUUCUGGACUUUCGCCGGUACGAUUUCGCGACGCCGCAGGAGCUCCAACAUAGCGUCGAAGUUCUACAGAAUGAUCGUGAUGCAGCAAAGGCCGUUUUUGAGGCAGCCUUUGACGGGAUGGAGGAUUUCGAUCUCGAAAAACUCGAGUAUGAGGACAAUGAGGAAAGCAGAGAACAAGCCUUAGAUUACCUACAGGGUUACAUCCAGGCACUCGACUUCCCAGAAGAGAUGCACGCGGAUUACACUUGGAAGCACGAAUCUAUGGAUGCGGAUGAUUGCCAGGAACAACAGUCGCUGCUCAUCGAUCGCGGUCUUUGGCCAUUCGUGAAGGAUCUACGCAUCUCUGCCGAUAUUGAUAUCCUCAGCCGCGGAUUGACUCUGAUCGAUCUCCCCGGUUUCAAAGACAUCAAUGUCGCUAGAGUGAGAGCCGCAAGAAGAGCAAUGUCAAGAUGCGACGAGUUUUGCCUUGUGGUCAGAAUCGAUCGUGUUGUCGACGAUCCCAUUGUGCUGGAAUUCCUUAAAGGAAUGAGGGAGCGUGCAGACGCCUGUGGCAAUUCUGGCUUCAACCUAACGAUCGUCUGCACUCGUAGUGCAGAUCUAUCAAACCGACGGAGUCUCGAGAAAAUGGCUAACAUGGCAGAUGUACGACGUGCUCAAGCUGAAAUCAAACGAGUGAAACAAAGCCAAGACAACAUGAGAGGGGGCGAAUACGUCAAGGCACUGAAGCAAGCCGAUUUCAAGCUGGAGUCGCUCAUGAUCAAAGCGCGCAACGAGAAGGUGACAGGCAAACUCAAGCAAAAGUACGAUUCGUGGGUUGGCACAGGCGCACUCAAGGUAUUCUGCAUCGACAAUGUGUACUAUGAACAGACCGAGUUCCACGAAGGCAGAGAGCUCAGCGGAAUGGAUGCGCUUCGUCGUGGCCUAGAGCAAAUUUCUGCGGAAUCUUUGUUCAAAGACAAAGAUCUUUUCAUCCGGAAAAAUGUGACUGCUUUGAUUGGGUCGUUCGAAACCUGGAUGGAAUCAAGCAGGGUCAACCUUGGAGUCAAGAACACCCCACUUCUCCCAGAGGUAGAUGAUUUGAGAAGGACCAAGAACGCGUUACUUGAAUGGGAGAUUGAUAUGCGACAGGCAUUCAAGGACUGCGUUGUUCUGCCACUGGAUGAAGCUACCGCGCAGAUUUGCUUGACCUGUCUGGAGGUGGCAAAGCAAUGGGAUGACUGGCACUGGAAUUCGAAGCGUACCUUUGCCGCAAACAACGGGAAUCAUUCUACCAAAGGAGCUGGUCUGCAUGACUGGAACAGUGAGCUUCUGGCGUGCUUCAGAGCAGUCACCGCCGAAGGCUGGAGCAAGUUCACCGUUAGAGAGAAACGACUCCUCAGUGCCCUUGACGGGAAGAUCAUCGAACCCUGGAGAUCAUACAGCGAAAAGUGUCAGCAGCUCGAAGCCCCUGCGAAUUUUUUAAGCUCACUUUCAGCGAGACAUGAUCUUUUGAGGGCGGAGAUUCCUUACACAAAGGUCCUCUAUAUCAAGGAAAUGGAGAGACUCAUAGCCAAUGCAAAUACAGCUGGCCCGGGAUCCGAUAUUGUUGACUGCAUGCUUGAAACGUACGCAGAUAUGAAGCAGCUUCGUGGACCUGGUGUGGGCGAAGCAUUGAGUACCACGCUGCUUGAUCGUGUCUCAAGUGACAGGUUCGUGAAGGACUAUCGGUCAAGAUUGACCGAACAGUUCAAGUGGACAAUGAAGAAAGCCACAAGCAAGAUUCGACAAACACUUCAUACCGCUUUCGACAACACGGAAAGUGAUCUUACAGCAAUCCAGGGAAGAAGUGGCGAGGCACGGUUGUUCAAAGCUUUCCCGCUGUAUGAGCAGGAAUGUGCAAGCGUUGCGUCGAAGAUCAGAAAACAGGCCGAGGAGCUGGACGAUCUUGCUGCUGAAGCACGGAAAAUGGCUAAGGAACAGUAUGGCUAUUGUGGACUUGCAGAGAUCUGA